Messenger RNA from Durusdinium trenchii, 2220 nucleotides. Lineage: Eukaryota; Dinophyceae; Suessiales; Symbiodiniaceae. The record is from the annotation of a GenBank genome assembly.
AUGCUGGCAGCCAAUGUGGCCCUGGCUGUGCUUCUCGCUCAAAGAAGCGUGGCAGCACAGAUUGGCGAUGCAGAUGCCAAUUGCGUUGGUUGGUGGGCGAGGCAAUGCCGCUGGGGCCGCCCAGCACCUGAAGGGCUGAGCUCCGAAGAAGAUAGCGCCUGCAGUGCCAGCGGUGAAGCCUUUCCACCAGUGCCAGGUGCUACAUGGGCAAAGGUCCUGGAGCAAAUGACGAGGUGCAUCACAGGAUUCUAUGAGGGUCGCUACUUGGAGGUCCAGUGGGAUCCCAUAAAUUUCUGGCAACAUUGGCCGAUGGAUGGUGAUUUGGAUGUCCCAGCCACAUUCGGCAUUUGCAUCCCCAAAGGCCGUUGCCAAGACUUUGCAAUCCAGUGGCUCCUCAUCCCACUUUUGUGGGUCUAUGUGAAGAAAGGUGGCCCGCAACAUGUGAAUCAUCAUGAGAUCUUCCAACAUGCCAGCAACUUGAUGGAGUUGGGCUCCCAACCUCCGGGGCAUCCCAAGCUGCUGCAGGGAACCAAGCUCAAGGAGUCCAUCUACGACCGGGCUAUGCGCGAGUUAGAGCGUGAUGUUGAUGAAUCCCAGCAUUCCAGCGGCGUCGUGUGCAUCGUGGGGCACCUGCGCAGCUUCGGGGAAAGAGCUGUGUACGAAAGCUUACGACGCAACGUCAUUGAUGCACUUCGAUUCUCAGAUCUUCGCACGGUUCUUGUCACGGAGUUCGGGCCGCAAGCUCCAGCGGAGGAACGACACAACCCUUGGCGAAGUUGGGGAGAGAUGGCUGAUGCUUUGGAAACAGUCGCGCCCGACGUCGUUGUGAACAUUCCGGUGCACAUUGAAGGACAUCCGCCGGGGAGACGUUGCCAUGAGAAGUAUCCCAUGUCUUGCAAUGCGCAGUGGCGGCGUUUGGAGCUGUGCAUGGAGCAGGUGAAAAGCUUCGAGCAGCUUCGAGGUGCUCCAGUAGACUGGGUGGUACGAGUUCGCACAGACAUGUUCUUCAGUGUACCCAUCGGAGAUAUCCGCGUUUUUGAUGCAGGGAAAGUGCAUUUGCCCACAUCAAGCUGGACUGACGCACAUGAUACAUUUGCGAUGAUCCCACGUCAGCAUGCAGAUGUUUACUUCAGCACGCGGCACUAUGAUGGGGCCGAUUACUGUUGGAUCUCACCCAGGGAGAAUAUCAGGUCUGACGACUGCUGUCAUCGCUUGAAGCUCCAACUGCUGAAACAUGAAGUGCCUGUGAAGCGCUUUGCCCUACUGUGGCAACCUUGGGAGAUCAUCGACCGAUACAUCGUGCGGCCCACUACAUGGAAUGGCUCCAAGCUCUAUGGCCAGUCUGUUUGCACCGGCCUGGAAGUGGAGCCCGUGACGGUUUGCGGGCAGAGCUUCCGCAUCCUGCGGCGGCGCACGCACUUCUUUGCAGCAGUGGCAGGGGAUUUGCCUUUGAAUUCUGCCGGCCUGGUGUUGUGGGAGUGUGCUCUGCUAUUGGCGGAGUACUUGGGCUAUGCUGCCUUCACGGCCGACCAUCUCAAGCCCAGCUCAGGUUGGUGGCAACUGCAUCCGCCUGCAGCAGUGGUCCCGGCCAGGUUCUGGAAGUCCCAGCCAGCAGUCUUGGAGCUCGGUGGAGGAGCAGGUUUGGUGGCAGCAGCUCUGGCCUCCUUGGGCGCACGUAUCGUUUACACUGAUGGCGACGAGGCUGCCAUCCGCACUGCUGAGCUCAACUGCACCAAUGCCCGGGCAGGGCAACGGCGCAAACGCCGACGCGAGCGCAAGCGGGAGCGUUGUGAGGAACAUUGGGGCUCCUGUACCUUCCGUCGCCUACUGUUUGGUGAUGUUGAUGGAGCUCGGAAGAUUGUUGAAGAUCUCGGGCCUUUUGGCCAUGUGGUGGGUAGCGACUUGCUCUAUGGUGACAAGGCUCCCCCAGGACCACUGCUUGACACACUGGGCGCAGUUGCCGAGGCACAGGAUGAACCAUUCCUGGUCACUUUGGCAAUCAAGAACCGCUGCUGCGAUGAGGUGGAGAUCUUCCUCAAUGAAGCCCGCAGACGAGGGGUUUGGACUGUGCAGUGCGCUGAUACGAGUGCCCUCCCCGAAAGUUUUCAGAAAGAGGCGGACGUCUUCUAUGGCGCACCCGGAAAACCUUCCUACUCGGUGGUGCACCUGAGAGGGCUGGAGUCGAAGGCACCUCCUCCCAAAAAGGUUCGCGAAAGCUGA